Seriola dumerili (greater amberjack) is the source of this 1329-nucleotide messenger RNA. Its product is annotated as general transcription factor IIF subunit 2-like. Gene Ontology annotation, cellular component: transcription factor TFIIF complex. The coding region runs from base 30 to 794 and encodes 254 amino acids. NCBI's taxonomy places the organism in Eukaryota, Metazoa, Chordata, Actinopteri, Carangiformes, Carangidae. The transcript is spliced from 8 exons. The record is from RefSeq and is a predicted model, not a curated record. Gene Ontology annotation, biological process: transcription by RNA polymerase II; transcription initiation at RNA polymerase II promoter.
UUCACCCCUGAGCUCUGAACGUUGACACAAUGUCAGAUAAAAUGGAGGUUAACCUAUCCGGAGUCAAACAAAGUAAAGGCGUGUGGCUUGUAAAGGUUCCCAAGUAUUUAUCUCAGCAAUGGGACAAGGCCACAGAAAGGGGAGAAGUUGGAAAGAUUACAAUUGGAAAAAAGCAAGACAAAACAGAGGUAUGUUUCAGCCUGAAUGCGGAGCUGAGUGCUUUGGGCGCUGUGGGGGAGAAAGAUGGAACACUGCAGGUCCCAAGGGAUCAUCCCUUCACUAUGCACACAGUGGGUGGACAGACCAUGGCUGUCUUCAGCCAGAGCGACACAGAUGAAAUCAGUCUGGAGGGGAUGGUGGUGCACAGAGCUGAAUGCAGACCGGUUGUCAACGACAGCUACAUGAAGCUGAAGAAGCUGCAGAUUGAAGAGUCCACCAAGCCUCAGCGUUUCUCACAGCAGCUAGAAAGAGCCAUCACCACUGUCUUCAAGCCUGUGGCCAACCACGAUUUCAAUGUGGAGUAUGAGAAGAAGAAGAAGUCGGAGGGGAAGAUGGUGAGGGCUGAGCGGCAGGUCGUGCUGGACAUGCUCUUCUCUGCCUUUGAGAAGCACCAGUAUUACAACAUUAAGGACCUCGUGGACAUCACCAGACAACCUGUGACCUACCUGAAAGAAAUCAUGAGGGAAAUUGGGACGUACAACAGCAAGGGAGCUCACAAAAGCACCUGGGAACUGAAGCCAGAGUACCGACACUACCAGUCUGCUGAGGAAGAGGAGGAGAUGCAGACCACCUAGUGCCAGCAAGGGCCUCUGAGCCCGUUCACUGGUGUAUGUCUCAUUGUAUGAGAAAAAGCAGAUACCACCUGCCAGGAAUUCUGUUUUUUCAGGGAAAUACUCUAUCAGCCAUGCUGGUAGUUAUCGGUGUUUUUUCAAAGUUGGGGAAUGAAUAUCCUAUGGUUGUCUGGAAGCAGGCGGAAAAAAAAAACAUUUAAAAAAGUAAAAAAUGUUGAAGACAAAAGCACUGGUUUUCUCCUUUAAGUUAUGAGCACAAUAUGAAUGUUUAGUUUCUUUGUAUCUGUCUCUAUUUCUAAACGGGCAGUACGAUGAUUGUAGAGUUGUGUUUUGCUUGUUUUAAUUUGCAUGGUGAAACAGUAACUUGACUUAAGUCUGUCCAUCUUGAAUUUUACAUGUUUUACUUUCUGAAUAAAUCUUGCUGAGUCUUGAUAACCAACGAUCAAAUCUUUGGUAGAAUGGCUUUUAUCACAGUAGACAUUUGAAGUGUCAAAGUAGAAAAAGCACAAGUGGAUCUAAUGACCGUAACAAUGUCUCA